This is a messenger RNA of Camellia sinensis, 1689 nucleotides long. RefSeq names its product mitogen-activated protein kinase kinase kinase 18. NCBI's taxonomy places the organism in Eukaryota, Viridiplantae, Streptophyta, Magnoliopsida, Ericales, Theaceae. Gene Ontology annotation, molecular function: protein kinase activity; ATP binding. The record is from RefSeq and is a predicted model, not a curated record. Gene Ontology annotation, biological process: signal transduction; protein phosphorylation.
GAGAUGAAGAGGCCGCCCUUAGCUCAUAGCCCCCACCCAACCAAUAAACUUUACGGUUUAAUGAAGCCAACCUUGUGUGACUCUUGAGACACUUCAUUAUAUAUAACACACUAACCAACUCAACAGAACCCAAAAACAAAUAAACACUUUCUCUGUUUUUCUCACAAAAGAUGGACUGGACCAGAGGACACACCAUCGGCCGCGGCUCAUCUGCCACCGUCUCCACUGCCACUUGUCGUUGUUCCGGUGACAUUUUCGCUGUCAAGUCGGCCGAGCUAUCGGAUUCUGAGCCAUUACAAAGAGAGCAGAAAAUUCUGUCUAUUUUGAGCUCUCCCCAUAUAGUUAGCUACAUUGGGCAUGACAUUACUAGAGAGAGCAACAAGGUUUUCUUCAAUUUGUCGAUGGAGUACGUCUGCGGUGGCACGCUCACCGAUGUGAUUCGAAUUCACGGUGGCAAACUCGAUGAGCCGGUGAUCGGAUUUUAUACCCAACAAAUUGUUCAAGGAUUAGAGUACAUUCAUUCAAGUGGCAUAGCACAUUGCGACAUUAAGGGUCAGAACAUUUUAAUUGGGGAAAGUGGAGCAAAAAUCGCUGAUUUCGGUUGUGCCAGGUGGCAUGGUGCAGUGGUGCCAAUUGGCGGCACACCCAUGUUUAUGGCACCUGAGGUGGCUCGUGGGGAAGAACAGGGGUGCCCUGCUGAUAUUUGGGCACUUGGAUGUACAGUCCUUGAAAUGGCCACUGGAGGGUCACCGUGGCCUAAUGUCACCAACCCAGUUUCAGUUCUAUACAAAAUUGCAUUUUCCAGCGAUUUACCGGAAAUCCCAGAUUUUCUCUCUAGCCAAACAAAAGAUUUCUUGGGCAAGUGCUUGAGGAGAGACCCGAAAGAUCGGUGGACCGCCAAACAGCUUCUCAAACAUCCAUUUUUUGGAGAAUCUAAACUUGAUCAAAAGCAAAUUCCGGAAUUUAAUUCCGGUUCUCCAACAAGUAUACUCGAUCAAGGCAUUUGGAGUUCAAUGGAAGAGACAGAGACUCACAAAGGUCAUUUGAAUUCUCAGGGAAAAUUGGUGGGAAAGUUUUCUUUGCUUUCUGGGGAACCAAACUGGACAUGGGGCGAGAAUUGGAUCACAAUUCGAAGCAAUGAAAACGAUAGUAGAGAAAUAUGUGGGUCAGUGACAGCUUCGAAUAGUGAUGAAAUGGAGCUGGAAAGCUGUGCUGGUGGUGAGGAAGUAAUGAAUUUCACCGACAGUAAAGUUAGCGGUAGUAAUAAUAAUAGUAGGAGUUUAAUGGACUGCACGUGUACAGAAGAUAGGGUUGUAAUGAGCAAUCUCAAUUUUGGGAGAGAGAAAGGGUUGUUACUCAUUCAAUCUCAGUUCUUAUAGUAAAUGUUAAAAGUUCUUAGUUCCAUUUCAUGUCAUGGUUCAAGUUUUUCUUCACUCUGAAUGCUCUAUAUAGGAAGAUAUUAGGUGUAUAUUGAUUCGACCCACACACAUAGUAUCAUCAGUCGAUAAAUAAUUUUAAAUAAGAUUGUACGAAAUUACUAGAUCGGUUAAGUUAGAAACAAAGUUUUCUUCUGAGAAGAGUUAAUUUAGUUUCACUUUUUAAUUUUUUUGGACAAAUUUGGCCUAACCAAAUUAGUUCUAUUUAGAAAAAAAAAAAUGUCUUUUUUUGGUUUGGAUGUAAUAAUUGUAA